AUGCUUUAAAGGGGCUUCCCUGGGUACAUCAACUUUUGUCUGAGAAUAGGGGUUCAGAGUCAGCCAGCACAGUGCCAAGUCCUCUGCUUCUACACGACAUGUCCAAGUUGGAGCGAAGUGUGGUGUCCCUGGUGGAACUCUUCGAGCAAUACGCAGGGCAGGAUGAACACAAGAACCAGCUGAGCGCUGCUGAGCUCAAACAGCUGCUGGAGAAGGAGCUGACCUGCCCGGAGUUCAAGAAAAAGAUUAACGCAGAGGAGGUACAGGAGGCCAUGGAGAUGCUGGACAAGAAUCACGAUGGAGAGAUAAAUUUCCGCGAGUUCUGCCAGUUUGUGGGAAUGCUGGCUAAGGGAUACUUCAAGCAGAAGAGGUGUGGCAAAAAUGACAGAAGAAGAGAAGACAAGUCAUAAAGGUUGUGGGCUCGUGUCUCAAAUGCAGUCAUGCCAAACAAGACACAUGUAUCUAUGCAUAUAGACAGCACUGACACAAAAACACUACAAACACUCUGGACUGAGUCAU
Megalops cyprinoides (Indo-Pacific tarpon) is the source of this 519-nucleotide messenger RNA. It is a transcript of the gene s100w, whose product is annotated as S100 calcium binding protein W. Gene Ontology annotation, molecular function: calcium ion binding; transition metal ion binding. NCBI's taxonomy places the organism in Eukaryota, Metazoa, Chordata, Actinopteri, Elopiformes, Megalopidae. The record is from RefSeq and is a predicted model, not a curated record. The transcript is spliced from 3 exons. The coding region runs from base 99 to 410 and encodes 103 amino acids.